ACCCAGAGGAAAUACAUCCUGCUCUGUGAUUGGCUGAAUCCAUGCUGGGAGGAGACUCGCAAUAAUGUUUUGACUGAAGAGAGAGAGAGAGAGAGAGAGAGCGAGAGAGAGAGAGAGAGGAGUAUAUAUGCCUGUUGGUGUGUGUGCAUUUAUAUAUAUAUAUGUGUGUGUGUGUGUAUUUUAGGGAGAAGAAGGGGGAAAGUAAAAAGGGGAAGAGAGAGAGAGAGAAAAGAGAAAAGAGAAAAGAGAAAAGCUCGGCCUGGUUCCUCUGUCAGAGAGAGAUUUCUGAGAUCCGGUGCAGUAGUGUGAUGGCGGCUGAGUGUGUGCGAGCACGCAGUGUGUCGGGACGUCCCGAGGGCCCGUACCGGGCGGUGCAGUGUGUGGACUCUCUGGUGCAGCAGGAGUUUGAGGGAGUGGAUACGCUGGAUAAACUGUUCCGAUAUGCAGUGAACAAAUACACACCGACACCCUGUGUAGGGAGCAGGGAGAUCCUCUCUAAAGAGAAUGAGACACAGGCCGACAGGAAGGUCUACCAGAAGCUGGUGCUGGGUGAGUACAAAUGGAAGUCGUAUAAGGAAGUAGAUCAUCAGGUGAACCAGCUGGGCAGUGGACUGGCCGCUUUGGGUCAGAAACCUCGUGACUCCAUCGCCAUCUUCUGUGAGACCAGAGAGGAGUGGAUGAUUACUGCUCAGGCCUGCUUCAGAUACAACUACCCCUUGGUGACACUUUAUGCCACACUCGGUGAGGAUGCUGUAGCAUUUGGUUUAAAUCAGUGUGGUGCCACACACCUCAUCACCAGCAAAGAGCUGCUACAGACCAAACUAAAGGCGGUGCUGGUGGAUGUUUCAGGUCUGAAGCAUGUCAUCUAUGCAGGCAGUGGAAGUGUGAAUGUACAAGAUUACCCACAAUCCCUCAGUAUUCACAGUAUGCAAGAAGUCAUGGAGCUGGGAGCCAAACCUGAGAACUUGAGUGCACGGUGUGACGCUCCGUCAGCCUCUGAUGUAGCAGUAGUGAUGUACACCAGUGGAUCUACAGGUCGUCCUAAAGGAGUGGUGAUGCUGCACAGUAACCUCAUCUCAGGGAUGGCAGGCCAGUGCCAGCGGAUCCCAGAACUCGGACCUCAGGACACGUAUGUCGGGUAUCUCCCGUUGGCGCAUGUACUGGAACUAACAGCAGAACUGUCGUGUCUGAGUCACGGCUGCAGGAUUGGAUAUUCCUCACCACACACAUUAUCAGACCAGUCUAGUAAGAUAAAGAAAGGCAGUAAGGGAGACUGCUCCGUACUCAAUCCCACCCUGAUCGCUGCUGUUCCAGAGAUUAUGGACCGGAUCUAUAAGAGUGUAAUGGGUAAGGUGGGAGAGAUGAGUGCUAUACAGAGGACGCUCUUCACUCUUGCCUACAAGUACAAACUGCAGCAGGUGGAGCGCGGAGCUGACACACCCAUCUGUAACGCGUUGAUGUUUAAGCGAAUAUCCUCAAUACUGGGUGGGUGUGUGAGAUUGAUGCUGAGUGGUGGAGCUCCUCUCUCAUCCGUCACACACCGAUUCAUCAAUAUAUGUUUCUGCCCCAUCGCCAUUGGUUACGGCCUGACGGAAACCUGCGGUGCGGGGACAAUCUCAGAAUUCUCUGAUUAUACCACAGGACGGGUCGGGGCGCCUCUCAUCUGCUCUGAACUGAAACUGCGGGACUGGUCUGAAGGUGGGUACACCAGUCAGGACACGCCCCACCCACGGGGCGAGAUUUUGAUUGGAGGGCCGAACGUUGCCAUGGGUUAUUACAAGGACGGGGGUGAGGGUGAGAGUGGAGAAUUCUGGGUAGACGAGUCCGGGCAGCGCUGGUUCUGUACAGGUGACGUGGGAGAGGUGCAUCCUGAUGGCUGUCUGCAGAUAGUAGACCGUAAGAAAGAUCUGGUGAAGCUACAGGCCGGGGAGUACGUGUCUCUGGCUAAAGUGGAGGCAGCACUGAAGAACUGUCCACUCAUCGACAACGUCUGUGCAUAUGCUAACAGCAAUCACAACUUUGUUAUCAGCUUUGUGGUGCCCAAUCAGAAGAGACUGACUGAAUUAGCCAAUAAAAAUGGGAUCGAGGGCGAGUGGGAGGAGCUGUGUAAUCAUGCUCAAUUGGAACAGGAAGUCCUAAAAGCCAUUAAACAGGCUGCGAACUCAAAUAAACUGCAGAGGUUCGAGGUUCCUCUGAAGGUGAGAUUAAGCUCUCAGGUUUGGACUCCAGAAACUGGACUGGUUACAGACGCCUUUAAACUGAAGAGGAAAGAGCUGCAGAGACACUAUGAGCAGGACAUUAACCGCAUGUACGGAGCUUAAUAACACACACACACACACACACACACACACACACACACACACACACAAGCUAGGAACAUACACAACAUAAACAUGUAAACACAAGCGGGUUCAGCCACACAAGAUCCGUGUGAUUUAUAUUUAUAUUUUCAGCAUUUAGCAGACGCCUUUAUCCAAAGCGACUUACAGUACAGUUACAGUAUACAGUCUGAGCAACUGAGGGUUAAGGGCCUUGCUCAAGGGCCCAACAGCAGCAGCAAGCUAGCAGUGGUGGGGCUUGAACCAGCGACCUUUGGAUUACUAGUCCUGUGCCUUAACCACUAGGCUACGGCUUGCCCCUUGAUUUAGGAUUUUAUGUCCUUUUGAAAAAUAUAUUUAAGCACGAGCUGCAUUCCAGCGGUGCACAAGGGGGCGCUGUUCAUCAGGAAUCAGUUUGGGGAUUGUGGGUGUUUUUAGCGCUCCUGUAACUACUGAAGAUUGGAACCUCUACCGUACUGGAGAGAUGCACUCUGGGUCUGCGGACCAGGAUGAACGCUCACACUCGCCGGCUCCACGUUCCUGUUUGUGUUUCCACGGUAGCUGUUGUGUUUGUUCCUAGCUGUAGAGUCAGUGAGAGGAGGUGUGUGCUGCCCCCUGCUGGAUACUCCUCACUGAUCGAUCCGCUUUACCGUGUACUGUGUCUUACAGCGUGUUACUCUUAUGAGUGUGUAUUUAUAAAGUGAAGUGCAUGAGGGACCAAGUCUGUUACACCACUUUAUCCUUAUGGGACCAGUAAGAAACCAGCUGCAGAAAGUUCUAGAUGUUCAGAUUAGUUUCUAUAGAAAUACCAGCGCUUCAGGACCAGAGUUCCUUUCUCCUCUACACACAGUAACUGAUGGGAUUUCACACAGAUCUAUUCAGACCCGCCCAUCUUCACAUCAGCUUUGUCAUUUUUCAUUCUUUUUCUGCAAUUUUCCACUGUUUCUCCCAAUCCAGUCGUAUCCAAUUCCCCAGUUAUCUCUCCUCUACUGCUGCUGCAGACCCUGACUGAGGGGGGUCGCACCUAACGAACGCCCCCUCUGACAUGUGUAGCAUCUUGUGUAGCAUGUGUAGCAUGUGUAGCAUCUUUUCACCUGCACCGGGCGGGUUCACACAGGGAUCAGUAUCGCGUAUGGAAAGUCACAUGAUUCACCAUCUCUGUGCAGCGCCUCGACCAGCCAGCAGCGGCCGCUGUUGCAGUAUUCUCGCCCCCAGACACAGCCACUCACGUCUGUAGGCGCCCGGCUGGCUGAUAGCAGACAUUUUAGCUGUAUCGUAAUCUUGGUGAAAUAGAAACUGAAGCUUUAAAUGAGUGGAAUGAUUUCAGUAAAAUAUUUGAUGUUUUUAAUAAAACGCUGAGUUUGUUGUGUUAGUAAAAUCUGCUGGUCGGAUGUUUGCAGCUGCGUCAGGAACAGAAACGGAGGAAGAAAUGUGGAAUUAUUUUGGGUUUCGGGGUGUAAACAUUAAAAUCUGUCCCUUUAUUUAACGGCUCAAGCUGUUAUUAGAUUUUAUUAUAAAUAUAAUGCUUCAGUGAAUAAACUUUGGUUUUACAUGAAACCCAUGUGGACACAGGGAGAACAUGCAAACUUCACACAGAAGGGACCCUGGCUACCCGGCCGGGGAAUCAAACCCACGCCCUUCCCACAGCGCCACCAUGCUUCUGUCUACAUGAAAUACGCAACUUAAAUGUUUUAUUUAAUAUUAAAGUUGAAGAGACGAGGACCUGGAUUUGCGCCACAGCUCCUGACACUCUUUAUGAGCAGUUUGGCAUGUUCUCCUGGUGUCUGCAUGGGUACUCUGGUUUCAUUCUUCCUUAUGAAAACAUGCAGAAGGUGGAUUAGCUGCUGUAAAUGAUCCCUGGCAGUGGACCCACGGGAACCUUUACACACCAACACACACCCACGAUCAGUGUACUGAACUGUGAGACGCCACCAUGCUAACAUGCUAAUGAUGGGGAGCACUUAGCAUUUAUGUUAGCAUACGUUAGCUCAAUGGGUUAAAGACUUGUAAAUUUCAUUGUUGGUAAUUCUACACAAAAUCUUUUAUUAAUGGUUUUUAAUGUGAUUUUAAAAUGUUUUUUAAUAAAUGAUGAUUUAUAUAGAGAUUAAA
Messenger RNA from Trichomycterus rosablanca, 4427 nucleotides. It is a transcript of the gene acsl4b, whose product is annotated as acyl-CoA synthetase long chain family member 4b. The record is from RefSeq and is a predicted model, not a curated record. Gene Ontology annotation, molecular function: arachidonate-CoA ligase activity. Bases 162 to 2321 code for a protein of 719 amino acids. The transcript has 15 exons. Gene Ontology annotation, biological process: long-chain fatty acid metabolic process; neuron differentiation; long-chain fatty-acyl-CoA metabolic process. Gene Ontology annotation, cellular component: plasma membrane; endoplasmic reticulum; lipid droplet. NCBI's taxonomy places the organism in Eukaryota, Metazoa, Chordata, Actinopteri, Siluriformes, Trichomycteridae.